Ambispora leptoticha is the source of this 171-nucleotide messenger RNA. The record is from the annotation of a GenBank genome assembly. NCBI's taxonomy places the organism in Eukaryota, Fungi, Glomeromycota, Glomeromycetes, Archaeosporales, Ambisporaceae.
AUGACAGGAACAGGAAUUAAUAAAAAUACUUAUAAUAUAAAUAAUAUUUCUCUAAAUAAUCGACAAAGUCAACAGUUGACUUAUAAUUUAAACUUGGUAACUAAUAGUAAUAACUCUUUUAGACAAAAUAAUAUUGUCAUAACACAAGUACCUGAAGCAAAUAAUACCUGA